Messenger RNA from Botrytis porri, 210 nucleotides. RefSeq lists its product as uncharacterized. Lineage: Eukaryota; Fungi; Ascomycota; Leotiomycetes; Helotiales; Sclerotiniaceae. Bases 1 to 210 code for a protein of 69 amino acids. The transcript has a single exon. The record is from RefSeq and is a predicted model, not a curated record.
AUGACUCCCAAUUGUAUCCGAACUUUUGUUACCGAAGGUGGAGAUAUCCUCGUAACCACAUGUUUUGGAGUCAGGUACAAAGCUCCAGGUAUAGACUGGAGAGUUCGUUUCCCCGCAAAAGCAAUCUUAGCCACACCAACCAUGGUAAGAUCAAUAGCCAAGCGCGGUCGGGAGGAAGAUGUGCCGCCUGCUCGGAAGUCUCGAAAAUGA